AUGCCUGAGCAAGUUUUAUACACUCUUCAUACUGUUUGGAAAUGGACUGAGGAUCAAAUUGAAGAAAUCCUAACAUCGUCAAAAACCGUUGAGGACGAACAUGAAGUCCAAAUUCGAUAUAUUUCUGAGAAAGAU
Molecule: messenger RNA, 135 nt
Organism: Entrophospora sp. SA101
Lineage: Eukaryota; Fungi; Glomeromycota; Glomeromycetes; Entrophosporales; Entrophosporaceae
Source: the annotation of a GenBank genome assembly